AUGGCUGCAAACGCUAUCUCUUCAUUUUGCGGAGCCAUCUCUGCCCCACCGUCUUCUUCCUUAUCCAGUUCGGCCCGCCUUUCCCCUCAUUUUUUCCCAUUUCCGAAGCCGUCUUCUUCCUGCUCCUCUGCGUACGCUUGCCCUUCAUUGAGGUUUUCCCGGCCGAGGAAGCUCCGGUCAUUUGUGGUGGCAGCUGCGGCCGAAGUAGAAGAAACCCUUGAUGCAGAGAGCGGUGCUGCUCAACCGGAAGGUGAUGUAGUAUCACCGGCGACGACAACCGAUCAAACUGUCUCGGUUACUGUCUCACCUUCCGACGUCCUCACCAUGUUAUUUCAGGCAGAAGGCUCAAUUAGCGAUGCUGCAAUCCCUUCGGUAUCAAAGGCUUUAGAGGAAACAGAAGGGGUUUCGGACUUGAAAGUUCAAGUUGCUGAAGGUAUUGCAACAGUACAGUUAACAAAGCAGACAACAGUGCAAGCUACAGGGGUGGCUUCCAGUUUGGUGGAGUUAAUACAGAGUAAAGGCUUCAAAUUACAGACACUGAAUUUGAGCUUCCAGGAUGAGGAAGACUUCAGUUAG
Messenger RNA from Oldenlandia corymbosa var. corymbosa, 576 nucleotides. NCBI's taxonomy places the organism in Eukaryota, Viridiplantae, Streptophyta, Magnoliopsida, Gentianales, Rubiaceae. The record is from the annotation of a GenBank genome assembly.